UUUAAAUACUCAUACCGGCAGUAGAUACGUGACGCUAUUCUCGGUCAGCUCCGCUAGAAACACGGCAACUCACCAGGUACUAUAUAUAUUCCUGACUUCCAAUGGACCUCAUUCCCGCCAUCAGACAGUCAUUGUCUGUAUGCAGACCAUCCCUCCGAGCUCCGACCCAUCAUCCCAUAUACGUCGUCCCACGCCUACUAGCCCAACACCAACACCACCAACAAGCACGUCGCAACAUUUCCACGACCUCAGAUACGUCACGGAACGUACAUUCAAGCAAUGGCGGCCCUGCUGAAACGACAACAAGCGGCGGUAGCCACCGGCCCAAAAGACGUAUGGUCCUCACCCAAAAACAGCGGGACUUCCUCGACAGCGCCCUCAGAGUAAACCAAGCUGGUGAACUGGCUGCGACCCUCAUCUACGCCGCCCAAACACCCCCAGUCACCCGCUCCCACCCCCAUCUCCGCCCUCUAAUGAAACACAUGUAUGACCAGGAAGCUGGCCAUUUCACCACCUUCAACGACCUCGUCGCCAAACACCGUGUGCGCCCUACAGCGAUGUAUCCUAUCUGGGAAGUCGCCGCGACAACACUGGGCUGGGCGACGGGAAUAAUGGGCCGGGAAGCAGCAAUGGCAUGUACAGAAGCCGUUGAGACAGAAAUCGGCACGCAUUAUAAUGACCAGGUGCGGGAAAUUCUGGGAUGGUUUGAAGAUGCGCGGGAACGCGGGGAAGAGCCGGAUGAGGAAUUGGUGGAGCUUGUGGACACGCUGAGACGGAUCCGGGAUGAAGAGUUGGAGCAUUUAGAUCAUGCUGUGGAGAACGAUGCGAAGGACGCCAGGCCGUAUGAUCCGCUUGUUAAUGUUAUUCGGUUGGGCUGUAGGGCUGCGAUUCAAAUUAGCCAGCGGGUCUGAGAAGUUGACAUCUGUAUGGACGUGUCGGUUUGGGAUAUAAACUCAUGUCCGAGUUCUAUCCUUUCAUCGUACCCUUGCAUCCUAGGAGACUAUAUGCCGGCAUCUCGACGCCAGCGAUUCCCUUUUUCGACUUCGUGGUCGACCACGGAAAUUACCAAGCCGUUUUUGGCUAUCAAUCUGCAAAGUAUGCAUCUGGGAUCCAGGUACAUUUCAACGAAUUUCCACACAUCAGGACAACUUACCGCAGACCAGCCGACCCUCGCCCGCCGCAGUGAUUGCGAGAACCACCGGGAUGACGGCGUGCUACAUACCCUCUAACUAUUCUCGACACUCCACAUGACACGGCGCUUAUAUUAUUUCCUGUAACAUAUUAUUUUUCUCUUGUAUCAUAUAAUCUAACGAAACCCAUUAUAUCCCUUCUAUUCCGUUGCGUGUUGCAAGGGUAUUUUUGCACAUCCUUCUUUCCUUAGCUCCGUUCAACAUGUAUUGAUUAUAUGUGUUUAGAAUCUACAAGUCCCUAUACUGAAUAAAUAGAUCACAUGAGCCGCAUUUGGUUACUGCCGUAUCUCAUUCAGCCGUUGCUAUCUAGUGGGCAAGGGGUGUCCGGUCAACCCAGAUGGGUAAACAUAAUUAUAGUCGGUAAAUAAACAUGAAGUUGCAAUCAGCGCAAUAGGGAAAGAAGGAGAAAAAAAAAAAAAAAAAAAAAAAAAAAAAAAAAAAAAAAAACACCAACUACGGAAAAAUAAACGCCGAAACGAACUCCAUAACCCGCCGUGGGACUAAUCAUAGCAAUGCAGUACCCCAGUUGUAGCUGAUCAAGCACCUGUCUCGAUACUUCUCGCCUGACCAUCAAAACCAAAGGUACCAACCCAACCUCACCCCAGAGUGAAAUAGAAACCCCCUGCCCCCAUCAAUCAAUUCUCCACCUCUCCCUGCCUCUCAAGAAACUUCAUAAAACCCCCCGAAAGCCUCACAAGCUGCCUGUAAACAACCUCAAACCCUUCUUUACCGCCAUAAUACGGAUCCCCCACCUCCUCCCCGCCACCCACUUUCUCCACAACACUCCCAUCCGGCAGAAAGUCACCCAUAAGCCUUACCUGCGCAACGUGCCCAUCCCCAUCCCCAUCCCCAUCUCCCUUACCUCCCUUGCCACCUUUACCCCUACCCACAGCCCUGCCCCUCUCAUGCAUCAAGUCGUCCAAAUUGUCCCCGUCCAUCGCCAAUAUGUAAUCGAACGCGAAGAAAUCGUCCCGGCGGAUCUUGCGCGCGGCAUGCGUGUAGCUAGUGAUACCGUGGUCGCGGAGGGUGGACAUGGUGCGCGGAUCGGGCUGGGAGUUGACGUGGUAUGCGCCCGUGCCGGCGGAGUCGAUUGUGGAGAAUUUCGGCGCGGAGGGGGCUGUUGCUGCUGCGGUGGAGGUUAUUUGGUGGCGAAAGAUGGCUUCGGCCAUGGGGGAGCGGCCUAGCUCAAGUGGAGGGGGGGGAUGUUAGUAUUAAUAGGAAAGCAAGCGGGGAAAAGCCUUUGGGGGAAUGGGGAGGGGGGCGUACAGAUGUUUCCGAGACAAACGAAGAGGACGGAUACCGGCUUUGAACCAGCGGGAUUGGAGGAGGUGGUGGAGGGGUUAUCCGGGGCCAUUGUUGGAAAUGGCUAACUACCAGAUGUCUAACUUUCUUGUGUAGGUAGGUAGUACAGUACUGCGUGAGUUACUUUUGUGCUUUAGAACGCGGUGUCUGAGGCUGUGUUGAGUAUGGUUGUUGCUGGCGGGGGUUUGACUGUGGUGGGUGGGGGGAGAUAUAUACAUGACGGAAAAAAUUGUGCAGCUUGUUCUCGAUAUCUUACCUUAUCAGAUAAAAUCAUCAGGAAACAUUGUGCGACGUUCAACACAAUGAGAAUGAGUGAGAGGAGGGUAUUCAAAGAAAGGAAAUAGCAAUAAUUCCAAAUAUCCAAUUUUAAACUGUGUUGUUAAAAAUGUUAAAAGGGUCAGGUAAUGGACACGAACGCAUUUCUGUGCUAGAGGGAGGGACCACACAUCUGAAUCUACAUGUUAUCAAUCUCAGCUGUAUGUACUUUGUAUGCUGGAGAGUCAUUCAGGUCUCUGUCCUGAUAUACUAGCAUAAUCAAGUGCAGAGAAAAUAAACAGAAUAGACAAUCAGAGACUGAUACUGAAAGAUAGAACAGAGGUAAGCAGAGUCUUUAAUUUAGUAUU
Molecule: messenger RNA, 3115 nt
Organism: Blastomyces dermatitidis ER-3
Lineage: Eukaryota; Fungi; Ascomycota; Eurotiomycetes; Onygenales; Ajellomycetaceae
Product: ubiquinone biosynthesis monooxygenase Coq7
Exons: 2
Coding region: 102-911 (269 amino acids)
Biological process (GO): ubiquinone biosynthetic process
Cellular component (GO): mitochondrial inner membrane
Molecular function (GO): 3-demethoxyubiquinol 3-hydroxylase activity
Source: RefSeq, a predicted model, not a curated record